GUAUAAAAGCCAAGGCUUUAGCUGUUUUAUAUCGCUACCGUACCACGCAACAUACAGAUAUAAUUAUAUCCACCAUGCCUGUGCCUAGACACAUACACAACGUUUCUCGAGGCACAUCCAAGGAUCCAACACUGUUUGACAAGUACCAGUGCCCCUACUGCAACCAUCUCCUGAAGGAUGCUGUGCAGCCAAUAUGUGGUCACUGGCUGUGUGAAUGCUGUGCUGAUGAGCUGUUAGCAGAGAGUUUACCGAAAUGCCCCAAAGUUGACUGUCAAGAAUUUCUGAAGUCAGACGAAGAAGGAGCUGAGUGUUUUCCUGAUCGAUUUGUGAGAAGGGAGGUUGAGGGAAUGAUUGUCAGUUGCCCUCAUCAACAGAAGGGAUGCCAAUGGGAGGACAGGCUGGCAAAAUUGGAAACUCAUCUCAAAGCGUGUGACUUUCUUUCAGAAGAAUGCAAUCUAUGUGGUGUUGUCUUGACUGCUGACCAAAUUGGAUCGCAUGGACGAGUUUGCCCUAAGGCAUCGAUGAAGUGCCCACUUGCUGAGUAUGGAUGUCGCCACACCCGCACAAUGACAAGGCAAGAGCUAAAGCAACAUGUUAAUGAUCAUGGAUUGGAGCAUCUUCAGAGCGUUGCUGAUGCAUUAAAGCUUCUUAUACCGAAUUACCAAAGUGGUGAUAGUCUUGAUGAUGCAACUUGUCAGAAUGUGUCUCUCUCACGAUGUGGCGAUUUUGUCGAGAGGGAUGGAGCUGGUGAAAACAGUCAAUCCCUUUACAGCAAAGGAAGUAGCGAGAAAAAAGGACCUGUAUUUCAAGCUGUUGUUGAGGACCCUGGUUAUCACUCUAUGCACGGCCUGACUGGAGGACGAGUUGAAGAUCAGGAAUUUUUACAUGCAACUGCUCUUGCACAAAUGGCUAAGAAGCUCAAUAUUGAGCUUGAUACUAAAAUAACAACUGUUUCGAGACGAAAAGACGAGGAAAUAGCCACCCUUAAGAACAAAGUGAUGAAAAUGGAGAGAUCAAUGCAAUCAAAACAUGCAGACUUCGAAGAUAGAGAUUUUCGACUAUCGCUAAUUGAAAACAGUAACCAUGAUGGUAAUAUGAUCUGGAAGAUCCCACAGUUCAGCCAGAGGAUGGCCGAUGCACAAUCAGGCAAAUACACAUCCAUCUUCAGCCUUCCAUUUUUUUCAGGACGAUAUGGUUACAAAAUGUGCCUUCGAUUGUACAUUCUGGGAGACGGUAUUGGAAAGAACACUCACAUGUCGCUGUUCUUUGUGAUCAUGAAGGGAGAGUUUGACAACAUUCUACAAUGGCCUUUUACAUCCAAGGUGACGUUCAAGCUGAUCAACCAGAUGGGGAAUAGGGACAUCAUUGACACUUUCCAACCAGACCCCAUGAGCAGCUCUUUCCAAAAGCCAAAAUCGGAUAUGAACAUUGCAAGUGGUUGCCCUCGAUUUGCUUCUCACACUGAAUUGAAAAACGGUGGUUUCAUUGCUGAUGACACCGUGUUUAUCAAGUGCUCCAUUGACUGCAGUUCCAUCAAGCACCCAUAGUCAUUACCUGGUAGGUAAUAAGAACUCCUAUAUACAGGCUAAUAUAAUUGCCUGUGUGGAGGGUGCUUGGGAGGGAGUGUUGCUCGCCUGGUGCAUGCCGUGCAUGCCAAAGAGUGGUUGGACUCUAUUGGGUCAAAAUUAAUAUUUUUUUGUAGUGCAGCAUUUUUAUUUUACCUCUACCAUGUGGAACAAUUUAAUCAAUGAUGUGCACCCUAGCCUGUCAGUUUGUGUUUGUCUUGUCAACAA
Halichondria panicea is the source of this 1793-nucleotide messenger RNA. Its product is annotated as TNF receptor-associated factor 2-like. The record is from RefSeq and is a predicted model, not a curated record. Lineage: Eukaryota; Metazoa; Porifera; Demospongiae; Suberitida; Halichondriidae. Gene Ontology annotation, biological process: regulation of apoptotic process; tumor necrosis factor-mediated signaling pathway; protein K63-linked ubiquitination. The coding region runs from base 75 to 1547 and encodes 490 amino acids. The transcript is spliced from 4 exons. Gene Ontology annotation, molecular function: zinc ion binding; protein binding.